CAUGCAGCGGAUGUCAUAUGUCGUACGUGUCGGUGUAUCCCUCUGCAACCUAUAGCUCACACUUACUAAGAGAUUUCAACCGCGCCAUACAUAUGAGCUCUCUACUUUGCAUCUAUUCAGCCAUAAUUAGAACUACAAAGACAUUAUUCUGCCUAUAGGAUCAAUUCUGUGGAAUAUUGGAACUAACAUUAACAUAUUUGCGAAGAAUGUUUGGAGGUAUUUCUACUCCGGUGUUGGUUGUUUGUCUCGCAGCCAGCGUGGCGAGAUCGGCUCUGGUUCGGGGCAAGAGAUCAUGGGACCAUCUUGAUAUUACUCCGUAUGGUCACUGCGGAAAGCCCAACAAUCACAUCUCACAUGGAGGUAUCAAGCUAUUCCCUGUCACCGACAUUGAUGAUCACCAUGACAACUCCUGCAAUGUACCGGACCCCUCCUGGCUCUUUUGUGAGCCCAAGUUCUACUGUGAUGAUGGGUACAAGAUGAAAGGCGUCAUAAAUCUCUUGUGCGUGCACAAUAAUGUGACCGAUGAAUACAAGUGGGAGGGACAGAUCCCAACCUGCGUUUGGAGCCAAUCCGGCCAUCGAGUCGUGAUUUAUGUUGUGCCCGGGGUUGGACUACUUGUAUCAGUUAUCAUCUUUGUAGUCUGCACCGCGCUCAGAUCAUCAUCGGGUUAUGCUCGGUUUGGUCGCAGUGACAUUUAAGUGCCCUGUGACGUCACUACUCCGAACACACAUGCUAAAUAUGGUUCACAAGAUGCGACCUCUCCACCUCCGCCCUACAACUUUACGGGAGCGGUGGCACCCCUGUGGCUUGGCCCGCCAUCUACAGUUUAGAAUAAGCCGAAAUACAGAACCCAGUGAGAAGAAUGCAAACAUCUGAUAUAAAUAAUGCCGAAGAAUACUUUAAAAAUAGAUUUCACUCAACUGUGACAAGUUUUACAAUUUCUAUCAAUGACAUGUGUAACUUCAUACAAUAUAAUGAUCAACUGGGCAUUAUUUAGUUCUCUUUAUAAUUACUGAUGACAUAUUGGGGAUGCACAAAACGUUGUUUUUACUAGUUCAUUCUGAUUUGCAUGAAGUUUGUAUUUCUAAACAAUGUCAAUGAACUUACAAACAAUUUGAUGUAGAAUUAUUCAUACCCUUACCAAGUUUUGUAAUGUUCUAGGUAUGUGAAGAAAACAUUUAUUUGUCCCGAUUUAAAGCUUAUAUCUAAAAUUAUUUGACAAUAAAGGUCAAAAUUAAACCAAUCCACCUUUCAUUUUUUAGUUACGAAAAACACCCCCCCCCCCCAAAAAAAAAAAAAAAAAAAAAAAUCAAAUCAAAUCAAAAUCAAAAUCAAAAUCAAUCAAAUGUACAACGAGUGUGAAUAAUUUAGCUGUUUACUGUAGAUAAGAAUAUCGAUUUCGAAUAAUAGGAUGUUUCCCCUUAAUAAUUUGAAGAAAGAAGUUGUAAUGUCACGAUGGUACAUUACCAUUGAACAGGUUGAUAUGAAAUUGGUUUGUUGGUGUGUUUCAAGUUUUUUUUUCCGUAUUAUAGGUUUGGGGUUAGUUUAAGGAUUACUGUUAACCUUAAUAUUUUAUGAAUUCAGCAUCAAGGGAUUUGAUAUGUACUAUUUUACAUGAAGAUUAUUGCUCUAAAGAUAAAAGGGACAUAAACUGUGAAUUAUGUCAGUUAAUUCUUACUUCAUCCAACUAGAAUCAUUGGUUGAUUUAGAUAUAAUUUACAAAGUGGUAUAUGUUUUUGUUUGUUUUAUGUCACAGUUCUUUUGUCGUACUUAUGUUGUAAUAUACAACUUUGAAUUGGUAUUUGACGUGUAAACAAUAUGUAGGUUGUAAAGGUUGUUGAUUGCACACAAUAUAUAGAUAUAAUGACUGCUAUUAGAGGGGUAGUUGUUUUUAUAGGCUCAAGGGACGUUACAUCUUGCUAUCACCCCUAGGCGUGCCGAGGGGGUGAUGGCAGGAUGUAACAUCCCCGAGAGCAUAACUAUAAAACUAAAUAUGCCUCGAAUAUUAAACAUUCAUAUCUUCAUAUCUUUUAUAUACCGGAUUGACAAAAAAAUA
Molecule: messenger RNA, 2056 nt
Organism: Strongylocentrotus purpuratus (purple sea urchin)
Lineage: Eukaryota; Metazoa; Echinodermata; Echinoidea; Camarodonta; Strongylocentrotidae
Exons: 5
Coding region: 207-698 (163 amino acids)
Source: RefSeq, a predicted model, not a curated record